Messenger RNA from Bemisia tabaci, 5225 nucleotides. The record is from RefSeq and is a predicted model, not a curated record. NCBI's taxonomy places the organism in Eukaryota, Metazoa, Arthropoda, Insecta, Hemiptera, Aleyrodidae.
GAAAACGUGAUCGGACAUGUGACCCAGUUAUCUAGGUUAGGUUUGGAUUCGAUAGUGAAUACUGGUACGUCUGCGUCCAGAAACAAUCUGCGUCUAAGUCAGGUCUAAGUGCCGAAGUGCUCCUCAAUAUCGUAAUCCCACCGAUUCAUCACGCAUCGUUUUCAUAUAUUUAUUUUGAAUAUUCAUGUUAAAGAACCUCAGCAGUGUCAGUACCUCUCUGAAGUCUCCGACUUCGUGUACCAAUUCAUUGUUUGGCUGCAAAAUUCACUGUUCAAAAAUGGCGACCAGAAAACUUCUCUGCUGUGCGAAUCUGCCGUUCCUGUUCCCGGAGGAAGGAGAUCUACUUCCUCGCUUUAAUGCAGCAAGCAAGUGUGGAUUUAAAGCAGUAGAGUUCCCAUUUCCAGAAGAACUGAAUGCAGCCGAUGUAGCUCAUAGUAUGAAGGAAAACAACCUGACUGUGGUGAUGAUGAACUCAAGUAAAUCGGGAAGUAUAAAUGGAUUUGCAGCAAUCCCAGGCAUGGAAGCCCAGUUUCUAACCUCUCUCAGCAAGUCUGUCGAGUUUUGUAAAGCUCUAAACUGCUCUAAAUUACAUGUAGUUGCUGGCGUUGUAGAAAAACCAUCUGUGGACCAUGACCAAACGUAUGAGAAGAACAUUAGGAUGGCAGUGGAUAUUUGUGAAAAAAAAGGGAUUACAGUUUUAAUUGAGCCUAUCAGCCCAACGGCAUUGCCUAACUACUACCUAAAUAAUUUUGAUAGAGCUGUUGCAUUAAUCAAGAAAAUAAAUAACCCAUUUUUAAAGCUGCAAGUAGACUUCUUUCAUCUGCAAUUAAUGAAGGGCAACUUAGCAAAUAACAUUAAAGACUGGUUUCCAUUGAUUGGUCACAUUCAAGUAGCCCAAGUUCCGGAUCGAAAUGAGCCUGACACUCCUGGUGAAAUCAAUUUUCAUUAUAUCUUUGAUUUGUUGUCGGAAUUAAAGUACAAGGAAUGGAUUGGGUUUGAAUACAAGCCUGCUACUGUUGGUAAUGUUGCUGCUGGACUGGGUUUUUUGGAUAAGAUGGAUCUUACAAUUUAGAAAGAAACUUUUGACUUCUCACUUAACCAAGAGCUGGAAGCCCUUGAUUAUCAGAGACCUUACAACAUCACUAUUUUGUAGCAUGAAAAGUCUGUUGUAAUACAAUAAAUCCUGUAGGAACAGGCCUCCAGAAGCGAAGAUGCAUUUAAAUUCAGUCCUAUAUCAAAUCAUCCCAUUGCAAGAUUGAAAUGCCUUUUUUUUUAAAAAAAAUUUGGAAAUGAAUUGCGUCCCUGCGUAGAACUGUCCAAAAUAAUUGUAACCAAAGUUGAUCGUGAGGAUUUACAUUCAUAAAACAAUGUAAUCAAUCACCUAAAUCAGUGUCUUUACCUACCAAGAAGGGAGCGGGAGGGUAAAGAGGGAGGGCAUCAAUUUAAUUUAUCCCCCCAUCUCCUUCCAAUAGAAAAAUAUGCAAAUGAAAAAGUCCUUUGCAGUGUCAUAGCAUCAAAAUUUACAUCUGUAUAGAUGCUGUCGGAAGUUGGAAAAAUCGUGGUCAAGCCUGCUCAAAAAAGGUACUCUUUGACUUUUCACAAGUUUUAACACUUAUCUUGUGUAAUUUUGACUCCUCAAGAUCACAUUUCUGAUGUGAAACGGAGAGAGCAGUUAGUGCAUUUCUGUAUGAGCCAUGGUUAGCACAUGUUUUUAUGUGUCUUGAGGUUCUUCCCAGCAUGCAAUCACUGCUCUCUUCACUAUCACGGCAGAUAUGUAUAAAUCUGAAAACUUAACGAAAUUCUGCUUAUACUGAAGCUAAUUCCAGGUCCUACGCCUGUCAAGACCGCUACUACGAUUUUUCAAAUGUUUGCUGCCUCUUAGGGUGAAUCUAAGUGAUCAAAGGGUGAGAUGCCAGAUCCACCACUACUUUGCACUGCCGCGCAGUUUGUGUCUUUGAAGGGAUAAUUAUCAUAAUGUUCACAUUGAUGCACACACUGAUCCAUAAUGUACAGCAUACUGUGUUAGUAUUAAUGAUACUGUACAGUGCAAGUUGAAAUAUGGCAAUGCCGUGAGAGCAAAAAUUAAUACGUAUACUAUAAGCUGAGCUCUUUUUAGAUUUUUCAUAACCUCUGGUGCACCCUUAUUAAAUGAAUGUGCACUGCAAGUGAAUUGUUCUCAUUCCAAAUAUUCCUUUAUCCCAACGGGUUAUGGGCCCAGUGUAUUCUUUUAAUACUUACUUACUAGUGUAAAGCAUUUCGCCCGUACUCUUAAAAUGGACCUAAAAUCCGUAAAAUAUUAUACAGGCCUUUGACGGGAAAAAACGCAGCGUCUGUAAGGUUAGAAUUCAGAAAUUCUGUUAAUCAAGAAAAUGUGAUGGAUGUGAAUGUUUAGAUGAUUCAAAGGUAAAUCAUCGCCACAUGAAUUCCUGCAAUAAGCGAUUGAGAAAACAGUCGAUGCUUGGCGAUACAGAAAUUGAAAAGUUCAACUUGUGCUGGGAUUGAAGAGCAUUCCAGUAAUAUUAGCAACAGAAAAUUAGAUGUGCGACGUUUUUUUGAGUUUGCUGAUCUCAGACAGUGAAUGCAAAAAUAUAAGAUGGAGAAUGACGACAACAACUGAGAAGACAUAAAUGACUGGAUAAACAUGCAUCAUGGAGUCUGGUCUCAAAACUAUUCUGGAAGACGUUUGGUUCUGCCCUGAAAUACCACAAAAUUGGUUAAAAAUACAAAAAUUUGGAAAGCUGAUAAUGAAAGAUAUUCUCGUCAAAAUAGAAGACAACAUUUUUAAGGGAAGUAUCGUUGUCUUUUGUGGUAAGGCUUUUUAGAAUUAUAAUAUUGAUGAGAAAUUACUGGUCAUUAUUCCGACAAGGAAAAGAUUUGAGAGUGAAAGCCAUACACCGACUGAGAUAAUAAAAUUUACUAUCGAGUUGAAAGAUCGUCGAAUAUGUGCGCAUACUGGCCUCAUUUAAAACGUAUCGCACGAAAUGAUAAUUUAUGUGAGUUGCAAAAAUAGUAAAAUUUGCCUAUCCUUGACGAUUUAAAGAUGGAAAUUAUGACAAAUUAGACCUUUUAAAAUGCACUUUAGUUUGCAAAUUUCGCUGAAUUUUUGGGAAUUAGAGGUCAGAGAUGAGACAGGAUUUUAACUUUGAAGUUUAAUAUGGCUGACUGUAGUGCCCACUUCCAAGUAAAUUAGAUUUUGCAUUUAAUUCAGUUGAAGGGAACCCUCUCAGAACCUCAUUGGGUGUUUGAUGUACAUAAUGAUAUGCACAAGAUCUGAUUUGUGCGCUGCAAUAAGUAUUUAAUGCAGAUAUACAAGCAAGAACAAUAAGAUCUUGUGGCAAUACUUAAAUAAGGGUGUUAAGGUACCUAUAAAGCUCAAGGAAUUUGAAAUUGACCUAAUUGUCCAAUUGACCUAAUUGAAUUGUUGUUGUUGUUCUGAUUGGGCAACAGAUGAAAACAAUAGAAAGAGCACAACGUGUGACAUCCAAAUCUUGUCGCAAAAAUUACAUUGGGAGAAUCUCAGCAUUUUUUUUUUUUUUGGUUUGAAUUGGGCAUGUUUUCUUCUAUACUGUGUUUAUGACAGAAAUCAAAUUUGAGACGAAACUAAACAGUUCGUGUCCAGAAAGGUAUCACGCUUUGUUUGAGUCACCAAAAAUCCACAAACCGAGCAGUAAAAUGGCAUCACUAAGCGAAUGGUGAAACCCGUAAUAGAUAAAGCUUGGGUAAUGUUCAUUGCAGUAAAAUUAUAUGAGGCAUUUCACAAAUGUAUAUAAAGUGUGGGAUGCGGAGAAGAAAAUGUUUGUCUCAGAGUAUAGUAAUUAUCGAUGAGACAAAGAACCUAGACCUGUGUUAAAGUGCUCUGUGGAUGCAGAGAAUGAGAUGAAAAACUGAUGCAUCUAACUGUGAGUCAAAAUCAGAUCUCAUGCAAGAAAAACUGAUGCAUCUGACCGUGAGUCAAAAUCAGAUCUCAUGCAAGAAAAACUGAUGCAUCUGACUGUGAGUCAAAAUCAGAUCUCAUGCAAGAAAAACUGAUGCAUCUGACUGUGAGUCAAAAUCAGAACUUCAUGAGGAACCACGAGCGUCAACUGAGAUAAGUAAAAGCUCAGAGAAUGGAUGUCUAGCUCUCUAAAGAAGAAAACAGGGUGUUGUCAAGACCCAUGUGGAGAUGGAUGAAUAGAGGAUGGAAUCUCUAUGGGUGCGUUUAGCUCACCGAUUAUAAUCCAAGGUGAUUUUUGAUCAAACAUGAAGCGUGGAAAGAGAAAAUGAAUUUUGUGUGAGUCAUGUAAUCGGCAAGAUACAUUACAUAAUAUCGAGAUUCGUAGUAAAAUUUCGAGUGACCGAAAGUUAGUCAAUAGGAAACUAAUGAAUCUGAAAAUUAUAGUGAAUAGGAAACCAAUAAAUCUGGUAAUAAAAUCAGAAUUGUUCUUAAACUUGAUACUUUAGUUAACUCUGGAAAAGGAACCGAGUUAAGGAAAUUAUAAGUCUUGUGAGCGACUCAAAAGCAAAUAAUUGGUGUAUAGUCCAAAACUUACUCAAACUCUAGACGUGAUGCGUGCUUGAAACAGAAGAGAAUGUGAAAGUAAAAUGGAGGGAAACUCUAUGAUAAUCUUAACUUCUGAGCACUUAAAUUAAAAACUAUCAUAAGCACAGUAAUGCCAUCGACGUGAUGAAGUUAAAAUGGAAAUACUGAAAUAAUUUUGAAGUGAGAGACGGAUCACUAAGAUUGCAAUAGUAUUGCAAAGAAUUAAAAAAGCCACGAAAGAUCAAAACACAUUGAUGAUAAAUAUCAUAUUAUAGGGAGCAGAUUGUUAAAAGAGUAAUUGAAGCAAAAUAUUUUCCUACAGGUAAUCAACUGGAUGAUUUGUUAACAAAACCUGUGUCUGUUUGCAAAUUCAAGAAACUGAUUGUGAGACCGGGACUCAGACUUCAGCGAGAUCAAAAUUUGAAGUUCAAGUCAAAAUUCGUCGAGAAAAUUCUAUCUGUGAUGUUUGUUUUAGAAUAAGGUCUGGUGAGGUUUUUCUGGGUUUCCCUCAUCCGUUGCAACAAAUGUUGGACCUGUAUGUUGUUCCCAGUUAGCAUCUAUUCAUAAUGGAAUUAAUUUUUGAGGAGGAGAGUUGAAAUAUGGCAAUGCCGUGAGAGCAAAAAUUAAUACGUAUACUAUCAGCUGAGCUCUUUUUAGAUUUUUCAUAACCUCUGGUGCACCCUUAUUAAAUGAAUGUGCACUGCAA